Molecule: messenger RNA, 2396 nt
Organism: Alternaria alternata
Lineage: Eukaryota; Fungi; Ascomycota; Dothideomycetes; Pleosporales; Pleosporaceae
Product: glucose-repressible alcohol dehydrogenase-like protein transcriptional effector
Exons: 2
Coding region: 101-2380 (759 amino acids)
Biological process (GO): nuclear-transcribed mRNA poly(A) tail shortening
Cellular component (GO): nucleus; CCR4-NOT complex; cytoplasm
Molecular function (GO): poly(A)-specific ribonuclease activity; protein binding
Source: RefSeq, a predicted model, not a curated record
CACCUGACGCCCUCGCUCGCCUUGAAAACCCGCGGCUUUCACCCUCCAUACGCAAAGCCGCCUGCGGGAAUCCGUCCUCCCUCCGCCGCGAUUCCCUUAGAUGGCCGAGUACUCGGUCUACCCCAGGGGAACCGGCAAUACCUUCUAUCCACAACACGCACAGAAUAUACGCAACCUCCCCAGCCGAGUGCGGUCACCCACAUCUAGCGCCCGCAUACCUUUCCCCAACCCCGACACCCCCUCACCUUCGCGAUCCCCUGGGCGCCAGUCUUCUCCGCAACAGUUCGGCAUGUUCAACAACGCCCAUGGGCACCAGGGCCAAAACGUUAUGAUGAACGGGCGAGCUGGGCACCAGAAUUUCAUGCAGCAGAUGAAUUUGGGGAAGCCUUUCCAACACAACCAGCACAACCAACAUCAGCACCAACAUCACCAGCAGCACCAUGACAUCACGGGAAACAACCAUGUCAGCCAGUUCAACCACCAGCACAACAUCUCGAGUGGGGGCAUGUCCAAUGUUCAGCCCCACUUUACGCCGGGGCAUCUCCAGAACGGUACACCCAAUAGUGUCCACAGCGGACUCAACAAGCCGACAACCGAGCACUGGCAAGAGCAGAUGAAGCUGUACCAGACAGCCCGUGAAAUGACGCAGGCUCAUUCGCAUGCCAGGAUCCACCCGAGCGUUAGUAAGAGCGUUGUGGCAGGAACAAGCAAUGGGAUGCAAAAAGAGGCAGACAAAGAAGAGCGCAAUAGGCCUGCUGCUCAGCCGGCGCAAGAUGCCAAGGACCAACACAUAUGGACAAUUCUUGACUUUGGCGGCCAGAACCUCAAAGUCAUCACACCCGCUUUGUUCAAUUACACCUUCCUGACGAAGCUCUACCUCAACUCGAACAAACUCACGUAUGUGCACCAGAAGAUUGGACAACUACGAAACUUGACACACCUGGAUCUCUCCCUGAACAAUCUGCAAUACCUGCCCCCGGAGAUUGGCAUGCUAGUGAACCUGAAGCAGCUGCUCCUGUUUGACAAUCACAUCGAAAACUUGCCGUACGAACUGGGCUCACUAUACCAGCUAGAGAUGCUUGGUAUUGAGGGCAAUCCCAUUCCGGACGACUUGAAACAGAUCAUGAUGGAACAAGGCACCACGGAACUUAUCAAACACUUCCGCGAGAACGCGCCUGGUCCUGAAGCGCCACCGGAGCGAGACUGGAUCGUUCUCGACGAGAUCCAAGAUACGAACCAAGAGACUGUCAGUGCGCUUAGCUACAAUAUUCUGUGCGACAAAUACUGCACACAAUCACAGUAUGGAUACACGCCGAGCUCAGCAUUGGCAUGGGAGAGCCGUAGGGAGCUCAUUCUUGCUGAGUUGCGCGAGCGUGACGCAGAUAUAGUAUGUUUGCAAGAAAUCGACCAAGACAGUUUCAACGAGUUCUUCCGAGCAGAGCUGGCACACAACGACUACAAAGGAGUGUUCUGGCCGAAAUCAAGAGCACGCACCAUGGCAGAAAGGGAGGCCAAACUUGUCGAUGGGUGUGCUAUCUUUUAUAAGAACAGCAAGUAUAUCUUGCUGGACAAGCAGCUCAUCGACUUUGCCAACACUGCCAUCAACCGUCCAGACAUGAAGGGCGAACACGACAUCUUCAACCGCGUCAUGCCCCGAGAUGACAUUGGAGUGGUCGCAUUCCUUGAAAACCGUGCUACAGGAUCCAGGUUCAUCGUCGGAAACGUGCACGUCUUCUGGAACCCUGCGUUCCAGGACGUCAAGCUUGUACAAGUCGCCAUUUUGAUGGAGGGUAUCACGAAACUUGCAACUCAAUGGACAAAACACCCAGCCUGCAAAAACAAGGUGGUGUACCAAUUCACAAACGGCGACAGUGAAGAAGGAGCAGAGCCCGAUCCGACGCAGGAACCAGGACCUUCCAAGGAAUACUCGGAUCCCUCCGACAUCCCUGUCUUGCUAUGCGGUGACUUCAACUCGAUGCCAUCGUCUGGUGUCUACGAUCUCAUCACGCACGGCAAUGUGUCGAAUGCUCACGUGGACCUGGGAAACCGCAAGUAUGGUAAUUUCACACGAGACGGCAUAUCCCAUCCCUUCAGCCUCAAGUCCAGCUAUGCAUCCAUCGGCGAGCUGGCGUUCACCAACUACGUGCCUCACUUCCAAGGAGUUUUGGACUACAUUUGGUACUCGACAAACACACUGCAGGUGGUUGGUCUGCUUGGUGAGAUCGACAAGGGCUAUCUCCAGCGGGUACCGGGUUUCCCCAACUAUCACUUCCCUAGUGACCACGUGGCCUUGUACGCGCAGUACAUUGUCAAGAACCGGAAAGAGGCGAAGAAGGUAUCCGAAGUCGACUUUGGCCCAAGUCGGGAACGAAGGAAUUGAGCGACUCGACGUCGUU